CCUGAUAAGCAUGAUAACAUAUCAAAGGAUGGCAUAAGCAUGUAACUCAUCAAAUGAAUAAUGUGAACCUUAGUGUGCAAAAAGGGUUGGCGAAAAACACAGACAAAAGGAUCAUACAAAAGCGGAGGCUGUUAGAUCAGGAACAACCAUCAGACCAUCCAGAGAAAAGCGAGACUGCUACAUUACUGGCAGUAGUGGAAUACCAGUCAUGUUACUGGCACUGAGCAUUUUGCUGCUUAUAUUUCCUGCGUCUUUUUCUGCUCCAGUCAAAAAUGGCUGUACCACAGGCAAAAACAAACUGCUGUUAAUCAGCUUUGAUGGGUUCAGGUGGGACUACGACCGAGAUGUGGACACCCCAAACCUGGAUAAAAUGGCUGAGGAAGGAGUCAUGGCAGAAUACGUCACUCCACCUUUCCUGACCAUCACCAGUCCAACACACUUCACCCUGUUAUCUGGAAGGUACAUUGAGAACCAUGGUGUGAUUCAUAACAUUUGGUUCAACACAACCACGCAAGAGAAGAAACAAUACUACAUGACACAGUUUGUGGAUGAAUACUGGGAUAAUGGCAGUCUACCCAUUUGGAUCACUGCUCAAAGACAGGGUAAAAAAGCAGGAUCCUUACACUUCCCUGGCACUGCUGCCACCUACCAGAAAGAAAUAAUCCAGGUGAGGGAGGUGGAACCACAGUCUUACGACUACAGCAAUGAGACAGAAUGGAGGGCGAAUGUGGACAAGGUCAUGAAGGAAUGGUUUAAAGAUCAAGACUUAGACUUUGUCAGUUUGUAUUUUGGCGAACCAGAUGCUACCGGUCAUAAGUAUGGGCCUGAUUCACCUGAGCGUCGUGAGAUGGUCAUGCAGGUUGACCGAACCAUAGGCUACAUACAGGAAACUGCUCAGAAACAUGGACUCGGUAACCGUCUGAAUAUUAUCAUUACCGCUGACCAUGGAAUGAGCACUGUGUUACAAGGAGAGGGCGUAAAUGAAAUAAUACUCACUGACAUCCCAGGAUUCUCUAUGAAAGAUCUGGAAUUUCAUUUGGUGGACUAUGGACCUGCUGGGCUGCUGUUGCCCAAAGAAGGGAUGCUUGACAAGGUUUAUCAAGCCUUGAAAGGAGGACAUCCAAACCUACACGUUUACAAGAAAGAGGACAUGCCUGCUCGUCUGCAUUACUCCAAUCAUCCACGUCUCCUGCCCUUAAUUCUCUAUGCAGACAAAGGAUAUGUCAUCAAUGGGUUCUACGUAUUCCAGAAUUAUAAAGGGCAACACGGCUUCGACAAUGAGGAAAUGGACAUGAAGCCUUUCUUCAGGGCAGUGGGACCAGAUUUUCACAAAAACUUGUUGGUUGGACCAUUUGAGACCGUCAAUGUUUAUUCUCUAAUGUGCCACUUACUUGGGAUAAAGCCAGAAAUCAAUGACGGGUCACUGGAUAACACCCGACACAUGCUGAUAUCCAACGGAGAGUCAUGUAAUUCUGGAGGUGGCUCUGGAGAUGACUCUGGGGGUGACUCUGGAGAUUCUUCCAACUCAAUUCUUCAUAAUGUGUAUGUUGGUCUUGGCGCUAUGGCUGGAUUUUUGCUGCUUACGCUUGUGGUUUUUACAUCCUUUAAGUUGUAUAAAAGACAAAAAAAACAGAAAGCGAAUACGAAAGCGAGAGCGAAAGAUGAGGACCAGACAAAAGACGACUCCAAGCAAACAGCGUUCUAAGAGGGAUGUUCACUUAUUUUUUAACUGCUUGUCAUUUAUUACUACAGUGGGACCCAAACAUCUGAGACAACAUUUAUGGUUUUUUUCCCCCCAUUUAAACUUGGGUGUAAAUAAAAUGAAAUAAAAUAAUGUUUACAGAUAUUUAAUAUUUAAGUAUUCCUGUCAAGGCAUCUUGAGUAUACAUGUCAUUAAAAGAAACUAGGAACAUAUUGUACAAUAUUUAGAUAUUUAGAAAUUCAUGUACAUUUUUCAAUUAACCUGAAAAUAUAAUUUGUAAUUUUUAAAAGCUGUUUUAAAUUAGAAUUGCUUAUAACAUGAUU
Messenger RNA from Labeo rohita (rohu), 2025 nucleotides. RefSeq names its product ectonucleotide pyrophosphatase/phosphodiesterase family member 7-like. The record is from RefSeq and is a predicted model, not a curated record. Bases 209 to 1705 code for a protein of 498 amino acids. Lineage: Eukaryota; Metazoa; Chordata; Actinopteri; Cypriniformes; Cyprinidae. The transcript is spliced from 6 exons.